Sebastes umbrosus (honeycomb rockfish) is the source of this 772-nucleotide messenger RNA. Its product is annotated as nuclear transport factor 2-like. NCBI's taxonomy places the organism in Eukaryota, Metazoa, Chordata, Actinopteri, Perciformes, Sebastidae. The transcript has 5 exons. Gene Ontology annotation, biological process: protein import into nucleus. Gene Ontology annotation, cellular component: nuclear pore central transport channel. Bases 206 to 595 code for a protein of 129 amino acids. The record is from RefSeq and is a predicted model, not a curated record.
UCCUGACAGGCUGAACUCAGGGAAGGCUAAACUCUGGGCAUUAGAUGUUAUUGAUUCUUGCCCUUUCAUUGGUCAGCUGUAACUGACGUCAUGUGUUUGUCAUCACGCUGAGGAAGCGGGAACCCCAUCAUCCUCAACUGGACCUCCUGUAUCAGAACCACGCUGGUUUCUACCGCUGAUUGAAUAAAAAUCCAAAGCUGCACAGAUGGCUGAGAAAGAAAUAUGGCAAAAAAUUGGAGAGGGCUUUGUCCAAGAAUAUUACAACCAGUUUGACAAUACCAACAGAACAGCACUGGGUAACCUAUAUUCUGCUGACGCCUGUUUGACAUGGGAAGGCUCACCUUUUCAGGGGAGAGAAGCCAUCUCUGGCAAACUAGCAGCCUUGCCUUUCAAGCGUAUUAAGCACAUCAUCACAGAACAAGACUUCCAACCCACGAUAGAUAGUUGUAUCCUCAUCAUGGUGUUUGGACAGUUACAGGUGGAUGAUGAGCUACCGAUGGCCUUUCAUCAAGUGUUUAUGCUGAAGUCCCAAAACUGCGCAUGGGCCUGCACAAACGACGUGUUCCGGUUGGGGAUACACAACAUACCAGUGUAGCAAUCUGGAUUUGUUGACAUCCAGGUCAGAAUUCAUACUAUGUUCAUGCUGUCAUUGAAAACACAAGGGGUAAUAUGCAAAGUUCCUCCAUGUUUACAAUACAUCCAUUAGCAUGCUAAUUGUAUUAAAGAUGUCAAAUUGCAUUCCUGUCCAAUAAAAGAAUUUAUCAGUCUGAAA